Aspergillus niger is the source of this 489-nucleotide messenger RNA. RefSeq lists its product as uncharacterized. Bases 1 to 489 code for a protein of 162 amino acids. Lineage: Eukaryota; Fungi; Ascomycota; Eurotiomycetes; Eurotiales; Aspergillaceae. The record is from RefSeq and is a predicted model, not a curated record. The transcript has 4 exons.
AUGGGAGGGGCGCUCGGGCAAAAUCCGCGCGCAAAAGGAUUCUUGGGAUGGAACGAACUGGGUCUCGUGUCCGGGCCGAAAACCGUUGAUUCGUUGGGAGAGAAACCUGGCGAGCAAAUGGGAACUAAGGGUAAGGAUAGCUCGGGGUUUUACCCCGCGAUGGAGCCACGCACGGCCGGGGGCCCAGAUCAGGGGAGAAAAACAAGAAGAGGGAGAAAAGAGACAAGCCGUGACAAGGCGGGCUUGGCUGGUGGAGUUGAAAAUGGAGAGCCUCUUGGCAGUAAAUCUGGGGAAAUCUUGGCGGGGGAAAAUACACACAACAAAGAAGGAAUGGAACCAGUGUUUUCAGAUCACUCGAUGACAUCAGAUGAGCAAUUGGCAUGGCGAACGAUGCCCAAGCAGUGCGUGAUGAUGGCGUCCGGCCUGACUAAGGAAAUCCCCCGGUCACUCACUAUUUGCCCAGAAACUUUGGUUGAGGGGCGGCGUUAA